AAAAUAAAAUAAAAUAAAAAAGGAAAAAAAGGAUCAAGAAACUGAUCAGCCAUAGCCCACUGAACAUAAACCCCCACGGCCCACCAAAUGUUGCUAACUCCACCGCAGUUCCGCCCUUUCUCCGCCGCCAACCUCCUAUCUCCGCCGUACCCAUCUUCUCAUUCUCUCAAUUUUCCCCUGAGACCCACCAGUCAGUAUUCCCCGUGUACUACUCGGAAAACAUGGAUUGCGCAACUAUCGGAAGAACCCACCACCGCCGCCGUCACGGAGACGCCGCCGUAUCCGGGUCAGGAGGGACCCAUCGAGCUCUCUCCCUCAGCUCCCCACAUUUUCACGACCUCCGACGACCCUACGCUGCUCCAGACAGCCACCAGCGUCCUCCUCACCGGCGCCAUCACUGUGCUCCUCUUCCGCUCGCUCCGCCGGCGGGCGAAACGUGCCAAAGAAACGAGAUUUAGAUCAUCUGGUGAAAAGAAAUCACUUACUGAGGAAGCUGUGGAGAGCUUAAAAUCAGUAACUUUGUCUCCAGUCGGAAGCAAAUCUCCGCCUUCUCCCAUUCAAGCGUUUUUAGGUGCGGUGACAGCUGGCGUGAUUGCAGUAAUUCUUUUCAAAUUCACGACAACAGUUGAAGAUGCUCUCAAUCGCCAAACAAUUUCGGAUACUUACUCGGUCCGCCAGAUAACCAUAACCAUAAGGACGAUCAUCAACGGCUUGUGUUACCUCGCCACAUUCGUAUUUGGUGCUAAUUCUCUCGGUUUAUUUCUUUACUCAAGUCAGCUAGCCUUUAACUCCUUCAUGGAAGAUUCUAGUAGCAAAAGUGAAAGUGAAAUACCAUCAACAAGAAGCUCAUCUGAUUCGAAAUCGGGUGAUAUUACGGACGGCUCUCAAAUAAAUGCAGCCAGUGAAGAUCAAAGUUCAGAUUAGUACAUAAACAAUAUGGAAAAAGGGAAAUGCCAUCCGAUGAUAAUCUUUUGUACAAAUUGAGAGUUAUGUUAUUUAGUAAUACUCGAUAUGAUUAUAUGAUCUUCGUUUAUUUCUUAACAAGCUAUCAAAAUCUCAAUACAUUACAUCAACUUCACUCAUUUCCUUGUUCAUCUUAUCGGAUUCUCCAAAACGAGGCAGUGGGCCCGCAUUCCUAUCCAAAUACCGCAAAAGCGCCACCGUGAAAACCGAGCACACAAACAUUGGGAUCGGCCCAAAAAUCCAGAGCAACAAAUUGGCCGCAAAAUAAAGCGACCUCAAACCGAUAACCCAAAAGGUACUUCCUUUAAUAACCGAGCUCUCGACAUUUUUCACAGGCAUCUUGCAAUUCGGCAUGCUUAUGAGGAAAUUUGCGUGGACAAAACACCUCGCUGUCUGAACGAAACAUGCGAAAGCUAUCAUGAAGCACGCGAGUAGUGAUAUAUACUUGAUGUAAGUAACUGUGGGACUCAUAUUUCCGUAUAUUGACCUGUUUAAGUAGGUGUUUUGGUAUGAGCUCCCGAUCAAUGCCCCGAUUAUGGAGCUCAGUGUAAGGGAGAUUGAGGCGAGUGAUGUGGCGGCCGAUAUAUUGCUGCCUAUUACGGUUAUUGCUUGGCCUCUCUCCUUGGGCUCGAUCUGCAAGAUUCUUGCUACCCAAAUCCUCCGGCUGUAGUUUUCAUAGCCGAUGACUGUGGUCUCGGGGCAGUUAAGACAUUUGUGAAGAUGAAAAAGAUGAUAGCCAAACAUGAUUAGCAGACCACUUGGGACUAAGACAAGAUCUAAGUGUUCUUCUUUCCAUCCUAACACCAUUUCUUGUUCUUCUUGUUCUUCUUCUUCUUCUUCUCCUUAGUUUGAGAAUAAUUGCUUUGUUCCCUUGUUUACUUUUCUCCAGUUUUUGCAGUGGUUUAGGAAUAUUUAUG
This is a messenger RNA of Striga asiatica, 1880 nucleotides long. The record is from the annotation of a GenBank genome assembly. NCBI's taxonomy places the organism in Eukaryota, Viridiplantae, Streptophyta, Magnoliopsida, Lamiales, Orobanchaceae.